Molecule: messenger RNA, 267 nt
Organism: Rotaria sordida
Lineage: Eukaryota; Metazoa; Rotifera; Eurotatoria; Philodinida; Philodinidae
Source: the annotation of a GenBank genome assembly
AUGACGAUUGAAUUGUCAGUCAAUAUUGAAGAUACAGCUCGUGAACUUAUAAAAUUAUUAGAAAAAGCAUCGAAGUUUCAAGAACAAUGGCAACAAUCAUCUAUUUUAAAACAAAUGAUUAUAAUAUAUUAUCGUUUUAUGCGAUUAAAAGCAUCUCAUCCAACAAAUCUUCUAUUAGUUCCUACAUUAGAUAUUGAAAUAGCUUGGCAAACUCAUUUACUUCGACCUGAAAUUUAUCAAGCUGAUUGUAUUCGUUUAUUUCGUUGA